AUGUCCACCUACGAAGUCGAACACAAUACAACAGACCCAGGCACAGCCACGCCCUCAACCCACCGCCGCCGGCCCGACCUCUCCACAUUCUUCGCGGCCCUCUCCGAAAUAAGCCCCGACGAAGCCCGCACAAGAGAACAUGCCGUCCCCGUCCCGCGCGACGUGAGCGCAGCCUUCUACUCCCUCGCCGAAGCCUUCGACCUGAUGCGCCGCGAUGGCGAGCACAGUGUACCCACCGGCGAAGGUGACAAUGACCUCCUGACGCAGAUGAUUCAGAGCUUGCUGAGCUCGGCCGAAACGCCCCCGCGGGAGGUCGAGGGUGUUAGUGAGGAGUUUUGUGAUGUUCUGGACCGUGUGCCUAAGGCGUCAUUGAAGCCGUCGCAGAGUUGUCCGAUUUGCGGAAAUGCGUUUUUGGAGGACCAGUAUCCGCUUGUUGUGCGAUUGCCGUGUCAUCCGACGCAUCUUUUUGAUUUGGAGUGUGUGCGGCCGUGGUUGAGGUUGAGGGGGACGUGUCCGCUGGAUCGGACGGAUUUUGCGAAGCAGGAGAGGGAGAAAGCUGAAGCUAGGAGAAAGAAGCCGGUUGAGGAUGAUGAGGAAGAGUGGGAUGGUAUGUAUGGCUAG
Aspergillus bombycis is the source of this 621-nucleotide messenger RNA. RefSeq lists its product as uncharacterized. NCBI's taxonomy places the organism in Eukaryota, Fungi, Ascomycota, Eurotiomycetes, Eurotiales, Aspergillaceae. The transcript is spliced from 3 exons. The record is from RefSeq and is a predicted model, not a curated record. Bases 1 to 621 code for a protein of 206 amino acids.